Molecule: messenger RNA, 195 nt
Organism: Aspergillus fumigatus Af293
Lineage: Eukaryota; Fungi; Ascomycota; Eurotiomycetes; Eurotiales; Aspergillaceae
Exons: 1
Coding region: 1-195 (64 amino acids)
Source: RefSeq, a predicted model, not a curated record
AUGAUAGAUGAUAGUCGAUUCACCAGAAUUUUGGGAUCUGUUGCGCUGAUUCAGGGUGAUCAACGGAUUGAUCUCAGUGUCUCUCUUCAGUUCACUGGUCACCUAUGGAGUAGUCUCCAGCAAUACCAGUUAGAAUUGUUCGAAUCUGGUGGGCAACGAACUGGGGCUGUGGCCGAGACAACCAACUGGGGCUGA